AUGGAAUGGCUUAUAUACGCCUAUGCUUUCCUCUUCACCUCCCUCACCCAGGUCAAGGCAAUUGCACGGGCAAUCUUCAACAGAACAAUCCCUGCUAUCAUGUUUGAACCGGCUCAACCCAUCGUCGCGCAGACCAACUACGUCCAACCGUACAGGACGUUCACCCCACCUGUGAAGGAGAACAAGGACACAUACGGGAAGACGCUCACCCACUUUCAGUUCCCAUGGCCCAUCGAAAUCAACGGCAUCGAGCGCGUCGUCCUCUCCGCGAAGGGCGACCUCCAACGCGUACUGAGUGCCUACUUCGGUUCACCUAUCUCCGUCUCUCCUAUCUUUCAGACCCCCGCAUCCUCCAUCCCCGUAUCUUCCGAAGCGUCACCCUCCACGCCCAUAACACAGCACCGUGUCGUACACCUUCUCUGCGCCUCCAAGCUUGUUGUCGUCGCUACCUCUACAGUCCACCUCUAUACACCCCGCGCAGCCUCCCUCCUUCUAGACGAGAAGUAUGCUAUUGGCCAAUGCUACCGCGUCAUGGGCCAGAAUCCCGAGUUCGAGUUGGACAAGGUCUGGCUUGACAAUGCCGCUACGGGGGAAGAGCGCGUGACGCGCAGGUACCGCCUCAGCACCGAGGAGAUGAUGUGCGAGAUCGAGGAAGUGUUUGUCGACCGGAAGAUGUUUAGGGAAGAAAGCUGGCUGUAUGCUUGA
Messenger RNA from Dacryopinax primogenitus, 705 nucleotides. RefSeq lists its product as uncharacterized. NCBI's taxonomy places the organism in Eukaryota, Fungi, Basidiomycota, Dacrymycetes, Dacrymycetales, Dacrymycetaceae. The record is from RefSeq and is a predicted model, not a curated record. The transcript is spliced from 4 exons. The coding region runs from base 1 to 705 and encodes 234 amino acids.